Molecule: messenger RNA, 1382 nt
Organism: Nerophis lumbriciformis (worm pipefish)
Lineage: Eukaryota; Metazoa; Chordata; Actinopteri; Syngnathiformes; Syngnathidae
Source: RefSeq, a predicted model, not a curated record
GACGUCACCGCAACGCUGCCUGCCAACACUUCACAAUUCAAUAGUCACUUUUAGACACUGUCGACAUAUAAGAAGAUAUUUUAUAAUUUUACCCAUUUUAUACAUCUAUAAGGUUUGCUUUCGAGGGAACCCCUCACGUUUAAAUAACGCGAAAACAUCUCUGGCCGUCUUGUUUAAGAAGAAAGUGCAACCAAACAACAUGGACUCAAUUGAAGACUUGGAAGUUUUUCUCAAGAAUGUCGACGAUAUAAGCAAUCUUGUGAAGGAUCUAAACUCAUCUGAUGUUAGAGUGCAGCAGAGAGCCAUCGAGGAAGCGGAUUGCCACAUUGCAGCAGUGAAUGGAUCCUGCAGGACAAAAGUCAACAAGACCACAAUUAACAUUGACGCACGUCCGAAGGCACCACUGAAUUCACAGACAGAAAGUGCAGAGAAUUUCAUGAAGCUUAUUGAGAGAGAUGUGCAAGACAGGAAGAAGAGGAGAAUCGCUCAAGAGAAAAAGGCCACUGCGUUAAAGGACAAAGGGAAUCAUGCCUAUGCCCAAGGAGCGUAUGAGACUGCUGUGAAUUAUUACAGUGAAGGCUUGGCCGAGCUACGCGACAUGCAGCAGUUGUAUACCAACAGGGCGCAAGCUUACAUCAAGCUGCAAAAAUACCAUGAGGCCAUCAGUGAUUGUGAAUGGGCCCUGAAGUGUAAUGAGAAAUGCACAAAAUCUUACCUCCACAUGGGGAAAGCAUAUCUGGCACUGAAGAAAUAUAAUGACAGCAGAACGUGCUUUGAAAAGAUGUCCCUACUUGAACCACGGAUGGAGAAGCUGGCGAAAGAAUAUCUUACCAAGGUGGAGCUGGAUGAGAGAAAGGAGAGUCAGGAAAUGAACGCGAGACAAGACUUUGACAACGGAGUGGAGAAGGCCAAGCUGAUCCCUCAACUUCUGGAGAAGCUGUCAACGCCUGGCCAGAUGCUGCUCUACUACUGCGGAGUACUGGAGAUUCUGUGCCAAGCAGUGAAUGACUGCACUGGCCAGACGCUUUUCAGGCUGCACAAUGGUUUCAGCACCAUCGACAGCAAUGACGCUGUGAGCAGGUAAGAAGACCGCAGGGACAGCUGGGUUGUCAGCUCUCAGCGGAGCUUUUUGACAGACGGAUAGGCACACAUGUACAGUAGACAAUGAUGGCCCAAAGUACUGAGAGCUCUCCCCGGCUUGACUGCGCUUUUGUUGCGUGAAAAGAGGACACAAUUGUUAUCAGGCGAUAAGAAUAAGUGAAGGAUCAGAGUCUUUUUUUUUUUCCUCUCCCAGAACUGCUGGGACGUUGGAUGUCACAUCAACAAGGUUAUAAUUAACUUCUCGCAUCCUCAAUCUUUGUUAGCGCUGACAUUAUCAAAGU